CAGCUGAAGCUGAUGGCCAGUUGCGAAGCAGAAACAAAGAGAAGCGGAACCUGUUGCGCAAGCGCAACUUGAAAAGUAAAAAACGUAAUCCGCUAUUGUGACAGGUGACCAGUUGUAGAAAUUUGAACUAUUUGCUUUGCAUAACAAUAGACUGAAGAAACGAACUUGGCUUUAACCAUGGCCAGCUGGAAUCGAUGACGACACAACUACACACAACCAAAUAAUAUACUUAUAAACAAAUUAACAAGUUUUAAAGCGGAAUCAUGAUUCAGCUAAGACUGCCCGCAAUUUUGCUUUUAUUGCUGCCGUUGUUCGCUUUGGUCAGCGCCGAAUACGUUUAUGGCGAACCAGAAUUCAAAUGUCCCAAGAAAGCACAAAUCUUAUAUCCCUGCUUGUGUGUUAAUGGCAGCGAUAAUGGACUUUUUGUGCGCUGCGAAAACACAAAUUUGGCAACACUUUCGGUGGCCCUGAAGAAUUUGGCCUCCCUCGAAAUGCCCGUGGAGGAGCUGACCAUCUACAAGGGACACUUUGUACGGCUUUUUGGACCGCUUUUCGCCCAUAUCAAGGCGCGUGUGCUGACGAUUGAGGAGACUCCGAUUGCCACCAUAGAAGAUUACGUGUUUUAUGGCGUCAACAAUACAUUGGAACAGCUUAAUUUGCUGCGCACGAAUCUAAGUCAAGUUGGCCAACUGGCUUUCGGUAUUUUGGGCAAAGCCCGGCAAUUGGUGAUUGAUGGUCAUGCGUUUGAACAACUGCCCAAAGAUCUGUUUGUUGGUCAAGAGAUUAGCAACAGGCUGGAAAUCAUGCGUCUCUCAAAUGGACUUUUGAGUGACUUGCCGGUGGAGACAUUUCAGCCGCUGCGAAAGUUAAAAACUCUGGAUUUGCAUGGCAAUCAACUGGAGAAUCUCAAGCGGAAUCAAUUCAAGAAUCUGCGCGAACUGGAGUCCCUUGAUAUAAGUCACAACAGUAUCAAGAAAUUGGAGGCACAACACAUUUCAGAUCUGACCAAGUUGGGCUGGUGCAAUGUAUCGCACAAUGCCCUAAAUGAGCUGAGUCGUGGCACCUUUGCCAGGAACUCGGUGCUCAAGGUGCUCAAUCUGUCCCACAAUAACAUUGCCAAACUGGAUGCGAAUAGUUUUCGUGGUAUGCGUUUUUUGCGCCGCCUCUUUCUGAGCGACAAUGUAAUCAGCGAUAUUGGUCGUGGCACCUUUGGCUCGGUGGCUCGCAUUGGAACCAUUGACUUGGCGAGGAACAAACUGAAGAAGAUCGAAUAUCAAAUGUUUACCCAAAUGAACUAUGUGGAGCUAUUGGAUUUGGCGGAGAACAAUAUCACGAAGAUUGAGAAGAACUCGUUUAAGGAUAUUUACCAAUCGGUAAUUAAUGUCUCUCACAACGCCCUGGAGUUAAUAGAAACGGCGGCCUUUGAGAACUGUGUGAAUAUAACGACGCUCGAUUUGUCCCACAAUCGACUGGUGAACUUUUCACGUCGCAGCUUCGACGAGACAACAUUUGCCUCCACUUUCCAGCUAAGCUACAAUUUGCUGACAAAUCUGGCGCAUAUUCCCAUACAGAAUAUGUCUGGGCUGCGGGUGUUGAAUGCCUCGCACAACAACAUCACUGAAAUACCCAAGAAUUGUUUUCCAAAACUUUACGAACUGCACACGAUCGAUGUGUCGUUUAACAACAUUUCCUUCAUAUUCAACGGGGUAUUUCAGACACUCUUUUCGCUGCGCAACAUUGAUUUGAGUCACAACAGCAUGCAGGAGAUCAAAUCGUCGACAUUUGGCACAUUACCAACGCUGCUGGAGAUGGAUCUUAGCUAUAAUCAGCUUGUUAACAUUGUGCGUGGAUCGCUGGCCAAACUGACGAGCAUGCGGCAAUUGUAUCUAAAUAACAAUCGCAUCGAGAAACUGUUUCAACUGCCCAUUUCGUUGAAUGAGCUCUAUUUGAGCCACAACAAUAUAUCAUCCAUACCAGCCGGCACUUGGCCCGUUAUGAACUCACUUAUAUAUUUGGACUUGGCCUAUAAUCAAAUUGGCGACAGCUUGGAUUCACAGAGCUUUACGGGUCUGUUGGUCGUACAGCGACUAAUGCUGCAGGGCAACUCCAUCAGCCGGCCACCAUUCGAGGCGAUCGCUGUGAUGUCAACGCUGCAAUAUCUGCACUUGGAGCACAACAACAUUAGCACAUUGGAGCGCAGUGCAUUUGGCAAGCUGCCCGUUCUCUUUGAACUCAAUCUGUACGAUAAUCAAGUCGCCGAGAUUAGUAAGCGGGCAUUUGAGGGACUAUUGCAGCUGCUAACACUGAAUCUGUCGAGGAAUGCCAUACAUCAGUUGCAAAACGAUAUAUUUAUUGGAUUGCCUUCGUUGCGCAGCUUGGAUUUGUCGCACAAUACGCUAUCCAAGCUGGACAAUAAAACAAAUGGCGUAUUAGAUGAUUUGCUCAGUUUGGAGACACUCAAUUUGAGUCAUAAUCGAAUUAGUUUUGUCACCAAGAAAACAUUUCCAUCCCAUCAGUAUAUACCAUAUAAUCUAAAGUAUCUGGAUUUGAGUUACAAUCAGAUGCCAGUCUUGACCUACGAUAUAACGUUCGGCACCAAAAAGCUGCGGAAAUUGAACGUCUCCCACAAUCAAAUCAACGAAUUGCGUCGCGGAGUCUUAUCGAAUUUUACAUCGCUCCAAUCGCUGGACAUAUCGCACAAUGAGCUGACGAAUCUGUUGUCGGAGGAGCAUAUUUUCGAUCUGCCCAAGAAUCUGAGCCGCUUGGAUGUAUCGCAUAAUCAAAUCUUUCAUUUGCCCUUCGCCAAUCUGGUGAAGACGCAAUCGUUGAAAUACGUAGAUCUGCGCAACAAUAGUCUGGAGGAUAUAGCCGCCUCGCUGGUGGCCACCAUGCGCAAUCGGAGUCAAGUGCUGCUCUCCAACAAUCCACUGUAUUGUGGCUGCAAUGUGCGCCCCCUGAAACACUAUAUGCUGGAGCAGAUAAAUCCUAGCGAGGAUUUGCGCAACGUCAUCUGUCAGACACCGGCUCAGGCAACGGGGCAGUAUCUGUUGCAUGUGGAUGAUGAGUAUCUCAAUUGCAGGGAGGAUGAAAUGGAGCUUUAUGCCGGCAGCGACUUCGAGCAGCUGACCGAUGUUCGCUUUCGCGAGGUUCAAACCAAUAAGGCUGGCAAUCUGACAAUGCGUUGGUUUGUCUCCGCCCUGUCGGAUGUGGCUGACUUCAAUGUUUACAUACGCAGCAGCGGCAACGAGUUGUUGCAUCAGGCUGACUAUGCCUACAAUCAACGCACGGCUCAAAUACCAGUCUCCCAGCUGCUGGUGCUUGGCGAACUGAAGCUGCGAGGCGCCGAGAUCUGUAUCGUUGCACGCGAUAGCGAUGGGAAUACACGUCGCUGGUUUGCCGGCCAGUGUCAGGCGUUGCCGUCCCUCAAGGCGCCGAGGACCUACUUCUUUGGCAACUUUAAUGUGAGAAGCGCAGCCAGCGCAACAAAAUCCCAAAUCGCACACAUAGCUUUAAUACUGUUUGUUGCCAUUAUGUAUUAAAUGUAUGCGGUGCGGUACGUUUACUGCCCGUACUCAGUGU
Drosophila grimshawi is the source of this 3579-nucleotide messenger RNA. RefSeq names its product chaoptin (gene conv). Lineage: Eukaryota; Metazoa; Arthropoda; Insecta; Diptera; Drosophilidae. Bases 264 to 3539 code for a protein of 1091 amino acids. Gene Ontology annotation, molecular function: protein binding. The transcript has 10 exons. The record is from RefSeq and is a predicted model, not a curated record.